AGUUUUACAGGUGCACAGAGCCACUACCGGAACAACGUGGGCUUUGGUAGGGUAGGUAAAAUGGGCUCGCUCAAUUCAUUAAUGAAGGACACGUAACCCUUCCCUUCCUUCUUUCCUUCCUUACCACUUCCAAUCUUCACACACAACCCAACCAUCCCUGUCUCUCCCUUCUUUUGCCCUCUGUCCUAACCAGCCUCCCCAGAUCUGUUACCUGCAUUUCCAGUGCAUCACACCUUAGCUUCAAGGCAUCACAAGUUGUAGAUACAAUUAAUACUCAAUAUGGAGCUGAGUGCUAUAAAAGACGCAUUUGACCGUGUUACUAAGAAGCAAAAGUUAUCUUGUUCCAAGACUCAAGAAGCAAUUGAUCUGAUCAGACAGGAAAUUGAGAGUGUUUUAGACACGCUGCAGUCAGUGAAUAACACUGACCAUGAACUUGAUUAUAAAACUGUCCUGAAUGAGCUUAAGGCCAGUUUACUUAAAAUUGCUCCACUUAGUCAAAUGGAAGGUACACAGAAGGAGCUAAAUUUAGCACUCACCAAGUAUGGGAAGCUUCAUGAGAAACAUUUCAACCCUGAUAUAUCCAAGGCUUACAGAAAUGUCGACAUUGAUAUACAUACAUUAAACCAAAUAAUUGCCAACCAUUUUUAUCGCCAGGGCCUUUUUGAGAUAGGGGACCAUUUUAUGAGUGUGGUUGGAGAGCUAGAAUCCGCAGCCAUUAUGAAAUCUCCAUUUCUGGAAAUGUAUCAAAUACUUGAAGCCAUGCAGAAUCUGAACCUAGAGCCAGCCCUCAACUGGGCUGCCACUAAUGGUGACAAACUUGCUCAAAGUGGAUCUGAUAUUGUGUUGAAACUUAACUCCAUGCAAUUUGUGAAAAUACUUCAAAAUGGAAGUAGAGAGGAAGCUCUUCAUUAUGCUCGAACACACCUUUCUCCUUUUGCUACCAGUCACAUGACUGAUAUUCAGAAACUUAUGGGCUGUCUUCUAUGGACGGGAAAGCUUGAUCGAUCUCCUUACCAUGCAUUACUAUCAGCAUCUAACUGGGAUAAGUUGGCCGAGGAACUUAAAAGGCAGUUCUGCAAUCUUUUGGGACAGUCGUAUAAUAGUCCAUUGAGCGUGACCGUAGCAGCAGGGGUCCAGGUUUUGCCACCUCUCCUCAAAUUUAUGAAUGUCAUGGCAGGGAAGAAGCAUGAAUGGCAAUCUAUGAACCAGUUACCGGUGCUGGUUGAGUUGGACCGUGAGUUCCAGUUCCAUUCUAUUUUCGUUUGUCCUGUCUCCAAGGAACAAGCAACUGAGGAUAACCCUCCGAUGUUAAUGUCCUGUGGCCAUGUCCUCUGCAAGCAGUCUAUCUUGAAGAUGUCCAAGAAUAGCACAAAAAUGUUUAAGUGCCCAUAUUGUCCCUUUGAUAUUGAUGCAGCACAGUGCAAGCAGCUAUAUUUCUGAUGUUUGAUGGAUUUGUAUGAAACUCUUGUAUAAACUGAAUCAUGUUUUAGCAAUAGUUGUAACCACGUUUGCAAAGGCCCAUUCCUUGUUGUGAUUUCUGUAUUAGUGUAUUUCAUAAAUUUGUUGUAAAUAUAAAUUAUUUUUUAAUCUGGA
This is a messenger RNA of Glycine soja, 1593 nucleotides long. RefSeq names its product protein RMD5 homolog. NCBI's taxonomy places the organism in Eukaryota, Viridiplantae, Streptophyta, Magnoliopsida, Fabales, Fabaceae. The coding region runs from base 280 to 1440 and encodes 386 amino acids. Gene Ontology annotation, cellular component: cytoplasm; nucleus; GID complex. The transcript has 2 exons. Gene Ontology annotation, molecular function: ubiquitin protein ligase activity. The record is from RefSeq and is a predicted model, not a curated record. Gene Ontology annotation, biological process: proteasome-mediated ubiquitin-dependent protein catabolic process.